UAUAACCGUAACUCUGCCACACAGCUCUGCUUAAACAGGAGGAGCGACGCUUGAUGCCCGUUUGUUUGUUAGAACCGUUAUUCUCAACAGUGAGACGCAGAGUCCUCGUGACAACGGCGCGUCGCGUCGCGCGCACAGAUAGAGCAAGGACCAUUGUGGGCGUUUCAUGACGCGCUGACUCGCGUGAAUUAUACAGGUAUCCAUUAAACGCGUAUCACUAUCUCGAAGAGCGACACGCUUUGUGUUUAGUCAGGUAAACAUCAUUGAGCACGAGCGGAGCAACUUUAUCAAAUCCAUCCCAAUGUGUGUCACGCGACUCAACUCAUCGUGACUGAAGAUGCAGAUCAACGUGACUGCUGGUAUCCUCUGGAGAUCUAAAGAGCCGUGAUCUGCUCAGCGGAGGAUCACAACACAGGAGGAGAUCCAGAGUUAACCAGCUGUCGGGAGAAGUCAGAUCUCUGGUGGACCUUUGCGAAGUUCCUCCUCACUUUUGCUUUCUCAUUACCUCGGACAUCUCGCGAUUUCGUGGAAUGCCGGACGCCCCUUCGGAGUAAAGUCAAUUGCGUUUGACCUCUGGCCUGUUGGAAACCUUAAGCUCUGAGAAAAUGAACUUUUGGUUAAACCGAGAUAGAAACAUGAUAACUACGAUGUCUUUGGUUGAAUUGAGACUUGCUGAGUGAACUUUACAACGGUGACUGGCAGGUAAUACAUUCAAUCUUAUCCAUUGGAUCCUGGAGGGCCCGAGCUUCAUCAAGGUGUUCAUCAUGGUGAUGUCCCAGGGCACCUACACUUUCCUGGCGUGCUUUGCUGGCUUUUGGAUGAUCUGGGCUCUCAUUGUCAUGCUCUGCUGCUUUUGCAGCUUUGCCCAGCGCAAGCUGAAGCGCAGACGUGAAGAGAGAUUGAGGGAACAAUGUCUGCGGGCUUUGGAGAUGGAGCCUCUGGACUGCACCGGAAGGGAGUUUCCUCCGAGAGAGGCGCCUCAGUUGUGCCCACCGCUUCAAAUGUUGUCUCCACAGGUGCCUGUGACCCAAACCCUCCCUCAAGGAAACUGGAGCAUCCCUGAAGCAGACACGGAUGUCUUCGGGAAGCCCCCUUGUUACGAAGAAGCCGUUUUGAUGGAGGACCCACCACCCCCUUACAGCGAAGUUCUGGCUGACCCCAGAGGUGGAACCUACACCAAACCUGCACCCAGGUCCUCCAGGGAACACCAAGAGCCCGAAACGAGCAAGUUAGCCCCGGUGACGGUGUUUCCCGGACACGGCUACUCCUCCCUCAUACGCCUACCGUCGACCAGACGAUGGGACUCGCUCGGACACCUCCUGUCCAGCAUGGACCUUAACCACAACAACCUGCCGUUGGAGCCUCAGGCCUCCGCGAUCGCCACAAUGCCCCGCGAGGGCCGGACUCACACGGACUUGGGCUUGCGGGGUCUUCACGGUCUGGAUCAACACUACGGUUUGCCCACAGCCUUUCCUCUUUUGGGCCGAAGCACAGCGGUUUAAGCCCUUGUUUGCGUGCUGAAAUAAGACCUGCAGUAGUGCUGAGUCACAAGUAGUCAGAGGAGUUUUCAAAUGUUGUCAAUUUUGGGAUCCAAAUAUGGUAAGGAUGAUUCACUUUGUCUCUAUAUUGUAUCAGAGAAAAAGAGAGAGAGAGAGGUUCGCUUUGUCAUCUUCUCUUUUCUCACUCGUCCUCGCUCUCCAUGGCAUCACUGCCUGAUGCAGAGCAGCAGCUAUUAUGUGAAUGCUGUUGCCAUGGUUACCUGGAGCUGUCUGCAGCCCACCAACGCCUUGCCCCUCACAUCCUCUCUUCCUCACUUCUCAUCCGUGGCUCACUGAUAUAAUACAAAUGACAUUUCAAACCCUGUCUUUGGAAACCAGGGUAUAACAUAGGACAGCAAAAUAACAGUGGUCGUACUGUAGCUACACGAUGCUGCUGAACUGCGAAGAUUGUCAUUUUAUAAACUGUGAAACAAAACAAUCUUUCAAGGUUCUCUAGAGACUUCUUUGAGUUAAAGCUUCACGAUAAUCAUUACAAGAUCAAGAAGAUUCCUAGAGCUGACUUAAGAAUGAUCUUUUCUUUUGGACAAAAUGUCUUACAAUACCUUAAAAACAAAGGUGCUUAAAAGGUUCUUUACAGCGAUGCCAUAGACAAAAGAUUUUUCAUUCUACAAAGAACCAUUCAGUCAAAGGUUCCUAACAAAAAACAUUUCUUAUGUUUUUAUUAUCUAAAAAAACUUUAUUUAAACAGAAAGGUUCUUCAGAUGUUAAAGAUUUUUUUAUGGACCCAUUCAGCUAAAAAAUAGUUCUUCCUUGACACCAUGAAGCCCCUUUAUUUUUAAAGGGGACAUUUCACAAGACUUUUUUAAGAUGCCAAAAAACCAUAUAGAUAAUUUAUUAUGUUAAAAUUGCCACUUUGAAGGUGUAAGCAAAAAUUUGCAGUUUUUAGGUGUGUCCUUUAAAAUGCAACACUGCAAAAAAUGACUUUCUUACUUAGUAUUUUUGUCUUGUUUUCAGUAGAAAUAUCUAAAAAUUCUUAAAUUAAGAUGCUUUAUCUUGAUGAGCAAAAUUACCUAAGUAAAUAAGU
Messenger RNA from Paramisgurnus dabryanus, 2583 nucleotides. RefSeq names its product proline rich 7 (synaptic) (gene prr7). NCBI's taxonomy places the organism in Eukaryota, Metazoa, Chordata, Actinopteri, Cypriniformes, Cobitidae. The record is from RefSeq and is a predicted model, not a curated record.